Messenger RNA from Solanum dulcamara, 1229 nucleotides. RefSeq names its product 14-3-3 protein 8. Bases 88 to 873 code for a protein of 261 amino acids. NCBI's taxonomy places the organism in Eukaryota, Viridiplantae, Streptophyta, Magnoliopsida, Solanales, Solanaceae. Gene Ontology annotation, biological process: signal transduction. The transcript is spliced from 7 exons. Gene Ontology annotation, cellular component: cytoplasm. The record is from RefSeq and is a predicted model, not a curated record.
UGCUACAGAACAAAAAGAAAAGAGAAGGAUAAAAUUCUCCCUUUUUUUUCAACUCAGAGAAAGAAAGAGGUCAGAGAGAGAUCGAAAAUGGCUUCCUCCAAAGAACGUGAAAACUUGGUGUACAUCGCCAGGCUUGCUGAGCAAGCUGAACGCUACGAUGAGAUGGUCGAUGCAAUGAAGAAUGUUGCAAAUCUGGAUGUUGAACUGACAGUGGAGGAGAGGAAUUUGUUAUCUGUUGGUUAUAAGAAUGUGGUAGGAUCUAGGAGAGCAUCGUGGAGAAUCUUGUCUUCCAUCGAGCAGAAGGAAGAGUCUAGAGGAAAUGAGCAGAAUGUGAAGCGGAUCCAGGGGUACCGCCAAAAAGUAGAGUCAGAGCUCACCGACAUUUGCAAUAAUAUCAUGACUGUGAUUGAUGAGCAUCUGAUUCCAUCAUGUACUUCUGGUGAAUCAACUGUGUUUUACUACAAAAUGAAAGGGGAUUAUUAUCGGUAUCUUGCAGAGUUCAAAACGGGUGAUGACAAGAAAGAGGUUUCUGAUCUGUCUUUAAAAGCAUAUGAGACAGCUACAACUACUGCAGAAGCUGAAUUACCAAUUACCCAUCCCAUUCGGUUGGGUUUGGCUUUAAAUUUCUCUGUUUUCUACUAUGAGAUAAUGAACUCCCCUGAAAGGGCAUGCCAUUUGGCUAAGCAGGUUUUUGAUGAAGCAAUAUCUGAGCUGGAUAGCCUCAAUGAGGACAACUACAAAGAUGGCACCUUAAUUCUGCAGCUUCUGAGGGACAAUCUCACCUUGUGGACAUCUGACAUUCCAGAGGAUGCAGAAGAGGCUCAAAAGGGAGAUGCUGCAAAAAAAGUGGGCGCAGGCGAGGAUGCGGAGUGAUGAACCUAACAAGCAGAACGUACGGUUAAAGGGGGCUGGUGAAACAUCUGGUGGAUUGUUUGUUAGGUGCUAAUAGAUAAUUGUAAGGCAUCAACAAAUGAAUAGAUACUUGUUUAUUGGGUGCGUCUUGCUGGAGAUUGUUUUCACAUUAAUUGGAUGAAUGCAUAUCGUUUGAUUUGCAUCCCCAUUGUCAUUUCCUUCGCGUAUAGCUAGUUUUUCAGUCUUUAAAAUGAUUGGUUUUCUCUAGGUAGUUUUAUUUUUCAGAUUACUGCCACAGCUAAAUGGUGGAUAUCAGCUGCUAUGUCUCUCAAAACCUCUAUGAUCCAUACUCAAUAUAUCCUCUUUCAUUUAGUUUA